AUGCUGCCAUGGCAACAACAGGGGUCCAUUUUAUGGCAAAGGACGACGAGCGACUUGUGCAAUCAAUCCAACGUGCAAUGGCCGAAUCCCCACGUUCCCGCUCUCGCUCUCGCAGCCCUUCCCGCUCCCGUUCACGAUCCUCUCGAUCCUCCCGUUCUUCUCGGUCCCGCUCUUCUACCGGAUCUUCGCGGUCUCGCUCCGGUUCCUUAUCAUCUUAUAGUCGGUCUUCGUCGUCUAGAUCAAGGUCCACUUCGCGGUCGACCUCCAGGUCGCGGUCUUACUCCAGGAGCAGAAGUCCAAGGAGAAGGGAAGAUCGUAGACGAGGAUCGGAUGUUAAAAGUCCAGGUGACGAAUCUAAGCCAAAACACAACCCAGGAUCACCUAAAGGAAAUAUUCUCCCAUUUUGGUAAGACCAUUGACAUCCUCGUCCCCCACGAGGCCAGACGCCAGACUAUCGAUGGAAGGCCCUGUAACCGUGGUACCGCAUAUAUUGAGUUCGCCACCCGCCAAGACGCCGAGCAAGCUCUUUUGGCCAUGAAUGGUGGCUGGAUUGACGGCAAUGAAGUGCGCGUUGUGUACGCGGACCCCAGGCCUGAGAGGAAGGCGAGGUAUGGGAGGAGUCGAAGCAGGAGUUGGAGUAGGGGACGAAGAGGGGUUGAUAGACGUGGGAGUUUCCGGAGAGAUAGUCGGAGUAGGAGUCCGGUGAAGAGAAGUAGGAAGGAGAGUACAAAGAGGGCUAGUCCCAAAGCUGAAUCCAAGGCUGCAGACAAGAUGCCAGAACCAAUCACCUCCAUCUCCAUCCCGGCCACCGUCCAGUCCCCCAGUACGCCGCCAUACACCCUGUACGAAAUUCACUUGCGCGGCCCAGUCCGCUCAUGGAGAGUCUCGCACCGCUACUCGGACUUCACCGCCCUGCAUGCCACUCUACUCGCAUUGGGGACCCCACCAACCCCUCUUCCGCCCAAAACCUUCUUCUCCCUCUCCGACGCUUCCAAAAUUGAAUCGAGGCGGAUAGGACUUGAGUCCUACCUGAAAGGAAUCCUGUACGCUGAAGACCCGAAAUGGCGGCAAACAGAUGCAUGGAAAGCUUUUCUCUCGGUCCCUGCGGCGCGCACGGAACCCGAUGCCGAGAGCUGGAUGGAAGAAUAUAGAUUUGUCAAAGAUGAAUUGCAAAGUCUGAGAAUGGAGGUUAGGGAUAAAGCUCCUGGGCACGCCUUGAAUGCCAAACGGUCAAUGACGAAUUUGGGAGCGAGGAUAAAAGCGUUGGAACAAGUUCGAGGGGUGACAGGGGGUGAAAGAGUACGAAGGGAGGAUAUGGUAGAUGGGCUAAAGAGAGAACGGGAAGCAUUGGAAAAGAUGUGUAAUGGGCAGCAACGAAGUGACGACCGGGUUUUAGAGCGGGCUACACUCCUCCCCGCCCCUGCGAAACCGUCCUCCUCAACCCGGAAGUUUGGCAACACAAACGCAUCCCCGCCGAGUCUCCUCGAAAACCAACGCCUCAUCAUGCAACAGCAAGACGAAACGCUGGGCUCCUUGUCGGAUAUCAUCAAGCGACAGCAGCAAAUUGGGCUUGCAAUCGGUCAAGAGCUAGAUUUGCAAAAUGGAUUGCUGGAGGAGGUUGACGAGAGUGUAAACAGAGUCCAAGGGAGACUAAAAGGAGUAUCGAAAAAGUUGGACAGGGUUUUGAAAGGAUGAUCAACACUGUGCUUCCCUUGUAUCUCUUAUAAAUAGCCUCAACUAGAUGAUGUUAUAUAUGGAGCUUAUGCAUUUUUUUCACCAUGGCCCAAAAUUGGAAACGCAAUCA
Spizellomyces punctatus DAOM BR117 is the source of this 1804-nucleotide messenger RNA. RefSeq lists its product as uncharacterized. Gene Ontology annotation, molecular function: phosphatidylinositol binding; RNA binding. Bases 1 to 1695 code for a protein of 564 amino acids. Gene Ontology annotation, cellular component: nucleoplasm; ASAP complex; cytoplasm. Lineage: Eukaryota; Fungi; Chytridiomycota; Chytridiomycetes; Spizellomycetales; Spizellomycetaceae. Gene Ontology annotation, biological process: mRNA splicing, via spliceosome. The transcript has 6 exons. The record is from RefSeq and is a predicted model, not a curated record.